Molecule: messenger RNA, 2991 nt
Organism: Harmonia axyridis
Lineage: Eukaryota; Metazoa; Arthropoda; Insecta; Coleoptera; Coccinellidae
Product: cytosolic 10-formyltetrahydrofolate dehydrogenase
Exons: 14
Coding region: 142-2895 (917 amino acids)
Biological process (GO): one-carbon metabolic process; 10-formyltetrahydrofolate catabolic process; biosynthetic process
Cellular component (GO): cytoplasm
Molecular function (GO): aldehyde dehydrogenase (NAD+) activity; formyltetrahydrofolate dehydrogenase activity
Source: RefSeq, a predicted model, not a curated record
AGAGUCGAUCCGUAAACGAGAGAUAAUGCACUAGCUAUCGGUAUCUAUAAAUGUACAAAUCUAAUACAGGAGACUCAGUUAAAGAAUUUUCGUAUUGAUUUUGUAUUUAUUUUGUUAUCAGUGUUCGAAGAAAAUACUCCAAUGCCUCCAAGUCAGCAAAAUACCACAAACUCAAAAAUUUCGUUACGUGUUGCAUUGAUUGGUCAGAGUGCAUUUGCAGUAGAUGUUUUCCACAGAUUGAGAGACCAUGGGCAUACCAUCGUUGGUAUAUUUACCAUCCCUGAUAAGGGUAAAAGAGAAGAUCCACUCGCUAAAGUAGGACAUGAGAACGAUGUACCCGUAUUCAAAUUCAAAUCUUGGAGAAAAGCAGGGAAAGUAUUACCAGAAGUUUUGAACUCAUACAAAACUAUAAACGCAGAUCUAAAUGUCUUACCUUACUGCUCUCAAUUCAUCCCAAUGGAAAUCAUAAACCAGCCCAGACUGAAAAGUAUUUGUUACCAUCCUUCAAUAUUACCUAGACAUAGGGGUGCCAGUUCAAUAAAUUGGACGAUUAUUUGUGGAGAUAAAAAAGCAGGUUUGAGUAUUUUCUGGGCAGACGAUGGCUUGGAUACUGGUCCAAUCCUUCUACAAGAAGAAACUGACCUUCUGGAAGACGAUACUGUCGACACAAUCUACAAAAAUUUUUUGUAUCCAGUUGGAGUAACUGCUGUAGCAAGAGCUGUUGAUAUGAUUGCCGAUGACACAGCACCAAUGAUUGAACAAAGUGAAAAAGGAGCUACUUAUGAUCCAAUGUUGAACAAACCCGAAUUGCAUAUGAUUGACUUCAAUAAAACCGGCGAAGAACUUCACAAUUUCAUCAGAGGUAUGGACUCUGUCCCUGGAGCAAAAUGCAUGAUGAAACUACCGGAUUCACAAGUAUUUCAAGAAGUUUCUCUUUUUGGUUCUUCCAUAUGGGGUAAUGAAGGUACUGAGGGUAGAAAAGUAGAUAUAUUGGGAGCUCAGCCUGCUAUAAUUCAUGAUGAAGGUCUCCUAAUUUCUGGAAGUAAUGGUGUAUACAUCAAUGUUAAAAGAGUAAAAGUGAAUGGAAGGAUGAAGCUUGCAUCAAACUUGGACCAAGUGAGUCAGCAGGUUCAAAUCGAAUAUACUAAAGAUGAGAGAAAUCUAAUAGAAUCUACCAGAGAAAUCUGGGAGAAUAUACUCGGCUUGGAUAUUGAAGAUGACACUGAUUUCUUUGCUGGAGGUGCAGGAUCCAUGGAUGUAGUAAGGUUGGUAGAAGAAGCCAAAGACAUUUUCAAGAUCGAAUUAGAAAACGAAGAUGUCUUUAUGGCACCCGUAUUCGACGAAUUCUGCCUCAAUUGUAUUCUGAAGACAAGAGGUGGAGUAGGCUCUGUUGAAAUAGACUAUAGACCAGUCAUCAUAGAAGCAAAUGGUAGAAGUCUCAAAUUUCCCUGUCAAUUGUUCAUCAAUGGACAAUUCAUAGAUGCUCAAAAUGGAAAAGUUACAAAAACCAUCAACCCAGCUAAUGAAGAAACUAUUUGUGAGGUCCAAUGUGGAUCAGUGGAAGAUGUUGACAAAGCUGUGAAAGCUGCCAAAAAAGCUUUCGAGAGUGGCGAAUGGAGUAAAAUAAGUGCUAGAGAAAGAGGAAAUAUGUUAUAUAGAUUAGCAGACCUCAUGCAACAACAUCGUGAAGAGUUGGCGACAAUAGAGUCUAUAGAUGCUGGUGCAGUCUAUACCUUGGCCUUGAAAACCCAUGUAGGAAUGAGCAUAGAAACUUGGAGGUAUUUUGCUGGAUGGUGUGACAAAAUCCAAGGAUCCACUAUUCCAGUUUCUCACGCAAGACCAAACAGAAAUCUCACCUUUACGAAGAAGGAACCAAUAGGAGUUGUUGGACUCAUCACACCAUGGAACUACCCUCUCAUGAUGCUUUCCUGGAAGAUGGCAGCUUGUCUCGCUGCUGGAAAUACAGUUGUCAUCAAGCCAGCUCAAGUUAGUCCACUUACAGCCCUUAAAUUUGCUGAGUUAUCAGUUAAGGCUGGAAUUCCACCAGGUGUUAUCAAUGUGGUGCCUGGAACAGGAUCUGUUACUGGACAUGCGCUAGCUUCACAUCCUGAUGUUAGGAAGCUUGGUUUUACAGGAAGUACUGAGAUUGGGCAAGUUAUUAUGAAGACAUGUGCCGAAUCUAACUUGAAAAAAGUUUCUUUGGAAUUAGGAGGAAAAUCUCCACUAGUUGUAUUCUCAGACUGUGAUUUAGAUAAAGCUGUAAGAUUAGGAAUGCAAAGUGUUUUCUUCAAUAAGGGAGAGAACUGUAUAGCAGCAGGAAGAUUAUUUGUGGAAGAAAGAAUCCAUGACGAAUUUGUGAGAAGGGUGGUGUCCGAAACAAGAAAGAUAGCUAUAGGAGAUCCAUUAAAUAAAUCUACAUCUCAUGGUCCUCAAAAUCAUUUAGCUCAUCUGAACAAACUUCUGGACUUUGUUGAAAUGGGUGAAAAAGAAGGUGCUAGAUUGGAAUAUGGAGGAAGGAGGUUAAAUAGGCCGGGAUACUUCUUCGAACCUACCAUUUUCAGCCAUGUAGAAGAUAAUAUGAAGAUUGCAAAAGAAGAAUCUUUCGGACCUAUCAUGAUCAUAAGCAAAUUUAGAAAUGGUGAUAUCGAUGGUGUCUUGAAGAGAUCAAACGCAACAGAGUAUGGCCUGGCAUCAGGAGUAUUCACCAAAGAUAUUGGCAAAGCCCUAAAGUUCGCUGAAAAGGUAGACGCGGGCACAGUAUUUAUCAAUACUUAUAAUAAAACAGAUGUAGCAGCACCAUUUGGAGGUUUCAAACAAUCUGGAUUCGGAAAAGAUUUGGGAGCUGAAGCUUUGAAUGAAUACCUGAAAACUAAGUGUAUAACUGUGGAGUAUUAGGAUUUUAGUGAUAUUUAUUUUAAUAUUAGUGAUACUUACUAUAUAAAUUAUAAUUUAUAACGAUGAUUUUAUUUAUAUUAAAAGUUUUUUCUUUGA